Myotis davidii is the source of this 1034-nucleotide messenger RNA. RefSeq names its product PDZ and LIM domain 1 (gene PDLIM1). Lineage: Eukaryota; Metazoa; Chordata; Mammalia; Chiroptera; Vespertilionidae. The transcript is spliced from 6 exons. The record is from RefSeq and is a predicted model, not a curated record. Gene Ontology annotation, biological process: heart development; muscle structure development; actin cytoskeleton organization. Bases 62 to 871 code for a protein of 269 amino acids. Gene Ontology annotation, molecular function: actin binding; muscle alpha-actinin binding. Gene Ontology annotation, cellular component: Z disc; stress fiber; adherens junction.
UAUAGCUAAUUUAUGUAUUGGAGAUAUAAUUACAGCCAUCGAUGGGGAAAAUACCAGCAACAUGACGCACUUGGAAGCUCAGAACAAAAUCAAGGGCUGUGUAGACAACAUGACUCUCACAGUAUCCAGAUCUGAACAUAAAGUCUGGUCUCCUCUCGUGACAGAGGAAGGGAAACGUCAUCCGUACAAGAUGAACUUAGCCUCUGAACCCCAAGAGGUCCUGCACAUAGGAAGUGCCCACAACCGGAGCGCCAUGCCCUUCACCGCCUCGCCUGCCUCCGGCUCUGCCCCCAGGGUCAUCACAAACCAGUACAACAACCCCUCCGGCCUCUACUCCUCGGAAAACAUCUCCAACUUCAACAGCGCUUUGGAGGCAAAGACGGCAGCCGGUGGACCAGAGACGAAUGGCAGAGGCUUAGAGCAUUCUCAGUCUCCAAGCGGACUCGUCAUCGACAAAGAAUCCGAAGUUUACAAGAUGCUUCAGGAGAAACAGGAGUUAAAUGAGCCCCCGAAACAGUCCACGUCAUUCCUGGUGUUGCAGGAGAUCCUGGAAUCGGAGGAGAAAGGGGAUCCCAACAAGCCCUCGGGAUUCAGAAGUGUUAAAGCUCCGGUCACCAAAGUGGCUGCAUCUAUUGGAAAUGCCCAGAAGUUGCCCAUGUGUGACAAAUGCGGCACCGGCAUCGUCGGUGUGUUCGUGAAGCUGCGGGACCACCACCGCCACCCUGAGUGCUACGUGUGCACCGACUGUGGCACCAACCUGAAGCAGAAGGGCCAUUUCUUUGUGGAAGAUCAAAUCUACUGUGAAAAGCACGCCCGAGAGCGGGUCACCCCACCGGAAGGCUACGACGUGGUCACUGUGUUCCCCAAGUGAGCCGGCAGAUCUGCACCGAACACUACUCUCUCACUAGCCCCGUUGCGCCUCGUCCCCGCCCCGCCCUCUCCUCUCUCGGAGGUCCCUGCUCCCUGUGGUUGGAUCCCUGCUCAUUAAACGUGGCGUCCCCGCCUGUGCCCACUGGCCCCCACUGCCCAGCGAU